AUGGCUCCUGCGGUUGCAUCUUCACCUGCUAGAUGGCAGCCACCACCCCCAGGUCUCUUCAAACUGAACAUUGAUGCUGCCAUAGAUACAACUAAGCAUACUAUUGGUGUUGGGGCGGUUGUAAGGAACUCUUCAGGCCGUGCCAUUGCAGCUUUCUCCAUGCCGACUGUUGGUCUCUAUUCUUCGCACGAAAUGGAGGCUAAAGCUAUGUUCCUCAGCCUUAAUUGGGCUCUUCAAUUACAACUACAAGUAUCGAUUGUGGAAACUGAUGCUCUUAUGGUCUCCAAUGCUUUAAACAAUAAACUAAUGGCUGUUUCCUCUUUUAAUGAUUUGAUAUUAGAUAUUACUAGUCUCCUUUCCUUUUUCCCUAACAUAGUUGUUACUCAUGUAAAGCGAUCUGCGAAUGCGGUUGCUGAUUGUUUAGCAAAAUAUGCUCUAGGGCGGGAUGAGUCUAUCUCUUGGAUGGAAAAUUUUCCUCCAUCGAUCAACUCUGUUAUUGUAAAUGAUUAUCCUCUUUAA
Messenger RNA from Cannabis sativa, 519 nucleotides. RefSeq lists its product as uncharacterized. The record is from RefSeq and is a predicted model, not a curated record. Lineage: Eukaryota; Viridiplantae; Streptophyta; Magnoliopsida; Rosales; Cannabaceae. Bases 1 to 519 code for a protein of 172 amino acids. The transcript has a single exon. Gene Ontology annotation, molecular function: nucleic acid binding; RNA-DNA hybrid ribonuclease activity.